Messenger RNA from Menidia menidia (Atlantic silverside), 1224 nucleotides. NCBI's taxonomy places the organism in Eukaryota, Metazoa, Chordata, Actinopteri, Atheriniformes, Atherinopsidae. The record is from the annotation of a GenBank genome assembly.
AUGAACGAGGAGAUGACAAAAAGCGAGGAGCAGCAUCUUAGUUUGCAGAAAGCCUUGCAGCAGUGCGAGUUGGUGCAAAAUAUGAUAGACAUAAGCAUUUCUAGUUUGGAGGGUUUACGGACCAAAUGUGCCACAUCCAACGACUUGACACAAAAAGAGAUACGGACGCUGGAGCGCAGUGAUAAAUCCGGAGGCCACGGGUCUGCAGCGGGCUGUGGGGGGACUUGCGCAUUCUGCAGGUGGCGGGGAGAGAAGGGGAAGCUGGUGAAAUACUUCAGCCGCCAGCUGUCCUGUAAGUGCAAAGUGGCCUUAGAGGAGCGCAGCACCGAGCUGGAGGACUUCCCUCGACUCGGACACUGGUUCCGCAUCGGCCUGCUGGAGAUGAGCGAGGAGCAGGUGUGUGAGCUCCUGCAGAAAUUCGGCGCCAACGAAGAGGAAUGUGCCCGACUCAACGCUUCCCUCUCCUGCCUGAGAAAGGCCCACCAGCUCGAACAACUUGAGGAGGAUAAAUUGCACAGUAAUGGAGGGAGCCAGUCGAAACAGGACUGGUCGAUCCAGUGGCCCACCUCGGAGUCUGGCAAAGAAAACACCCCGGUGUGCCAGCCGGAGGCCAGCCAGUGGAUCCGGUUCCAGCUCUCCCAAAGCCCCAAAGUCCAGUCCAAGUACAACCAGCACUUGUGUCAGAGUCCCCAGGCCCUGGGCCCCGUUCUGUACCCGGAUCGGCUCACCGUGGACAGCCCCGUAACGGGGCUCUUCCCCUCCUUUGAAUGCGGCCACCGCUCCCUGCCCCCGUCGCCACGGCAACGGCACAUCGGCCACACGCCUCCCCGGACUCCCCUGGUGGUCAACACCAUGACCCCGCCCGGCACGCCGCCCAUGCGCCGCAGGAACAAGGUGAAGGCCCCGGGAACUCCUCCCCCCCCGAGCCGGAAACUGAUCCACCUGCUGCCCGGGUUCUCCGCGCUGCACCGCAGCAAAUCCCACGAAGCCAAGAAGAAGACCAAGCCCUUGAACCUUAAGAUCCACAGCAGCGUGGGCAGCUGUGAGAAUCUGCCCACGCAGCGCUCGCCCCUCCACACAGAGCGCUCCCUGAGAUCCUUCUUCUUCCCCUCCUUCAUCCCCUCCACGCCUCCCGUCCACGCAGAAACACCCUCUGCAAAACUGGAUGCGGUUCUUGGCAUGAAAAAACGUUCCUUCUUUUCCUCCGACAUUAUCGUGGUCUGA